Messenger RNA from Apaloderma vittatum (bar-tailed trogon), 1131 nucleotides. It is a transcript of the gene NKAP, whose product is annotated as NFKB activating protein. Gene Ontology annotation, biological process: regulation of gene expression. Gene Ontology annotation, cellular component: nucleus. Bases 1 to 876 code for a protein of 291 amino acids. The record is from RefSeq and is a predicted model, not a curated record. Gene Ontology annotation, molecular function: chromatin binding. Lineage: Eukaryota; Metazoa; Chordata; Aves; Trogoniformes; Trogonidae. The transcript has 8 exons.
AUGUGUUGCGUGCCGGGCUUCAGCAGAGGUGUUUUCCAUUACAGGAGGCUCAAUGAGAGAGAGAGAAUUGGAGAACUGGGGGCACCUGAAGUCUGGGGACUGUCACCAAAGGUUCCUGACCCGGAUUCCGAUGAGCAUACACCGGUAGAAGACGAAGAGGCAAAAUCCAAGAGUAGUUCUUCAGAUUCCAGCUCAGAAGAGGAAAAGAAGAAAAAGAAGAAGAAAAGAAAGAAGAAAAAGCGGAAAGCAUCCAAAAGAAAACGCCGAAAACAUUCUGAGGACAGUGACAGCGAGUCGGAUUCUGAGCAGAACUCCACUGAUGAAGAUAAAAAGAAAAGCAAAAAGAAGAAGAAGAGAAAGAAGAAGUAUAAGAAAAAGAAAAAUAAGAGGAGCAGGAAGGAAUCCAGUGAUUCAAGUAGUGAAGAUUCUGAUGAUGAAACACGUCAAGGGGAAGAUCUCUGGAUUGAGAGAUCGAAAAAUACAGAAGCUGAUAGCUUGAUUGGACCAGAAGCUCCCAAAACUCAUGCAUCUCAGGAUGAUCGGCCCUUGAACUAUGGACACGCCCUCUUGCCUGGUGAAGGUGCAGCAAUGGCAGAGUAUGUAAAAGCAGGAAAACGUAUACCACGGCGAGGUGAAAUCGGCUUGACCAGUGAAGAAAUUGCAUCAUUUGAGAGCUCUGGUUAUGUCAUGAGUGGCAGCAGACACCGCCGGAUGGAAGCUGUGCGUCUGCGUAAAGAGAACCAGAUUUACAGUGCAGAUGAGAAGAGAGCUCUGGCAUCCUUCAACCAAGAGGAGAGGAGGAAAAGAGAGAAUAAGAUCCUUGCAAGCUUUCGAGAGAUGGUCUACAGAAAGACUAAGGGCAAAGAGGAAAAAUAAUUCUUUGAACUGUAUGCUGUAGGUUCUACCAGGCAGCAGCUAACCUGUUCCAGUCCUGAUUUUAAAAAAGCAAGUGCUGCAGUGCCUUUCACCCAACAGGGCUGAGCCUCAGGAGUGGGUUACUUGUAUCAAGGAAACAGAGUUACUUUUGCCAGAUUUUCUUGGAUGAUUUAUUCAUCACCUGCAAGGAAUCCCUGUCAAGUGAAAGGCUGGAAGGCAGGAACAGCCAAGGAAGAUGAGAGGUGGCAAUGCUCU